CUUUCAAUAAGCCGUUACUGUGCACACGUCCCACACGUCCCCAGUCCCCAUCAUCUUGACUACUACUUAAACUUAAAUAUUUCCGUUAUACAAGUUCGUGGCGGCAGUCUUCAUUCAGAUUUUCUUCAGUUUGGACGCAGUUUGAAAUAAAUUUUCAACAUGAGUAGUGGUGACGUUGUAAUUGUAUCAGCAGUCAGGACUCCCAUAGGAUCAUUUUGUGGAUCCUUAUCAUCACUGAAAGCAUCAGAUUUAGGUAGUAUUGUUAUUAAGGAGAGCCUUGCAAGAGCUCAUGUUAAAGCCACGGAUGUAUCUGAAGUUAUAUUAGGACAGGUAUUAACUGCAGGUCAAGGACAAAAUCCAGCAAGACAAGCAGCUAUAAAAGCAGGCAUUCCUAUAUCUGUACCUGCGUAUGUGCUUAAUAUGCUAUGUGGUUCUGGUUUAAAAGCAAUUCUAAAUGGUUAUUUAUCCAUAAAAGCUGGAGAAAGUCAAAUAAUUGUGGCUGUUGGACAGGAAAAUAUGAGUCUGGCACCACAUGUGUCAUACCUUAGAAAUGGUAUAAAGUUGGGAGAUGGUAAUUUAAUAGACACAUUAGUAUUUGAUGGCUUAACAGAUGCAUUUCAUGGAAUUCAUAUGGGAAUAACAGCUGAAAAUAUUUCUAAGGAUUUUAAAGUAAGUAGAAAAGAACAAGACAAUUAUGCAGUUGUGUCUCAGAAAAGAGCAGAAAAUGCAAUUACUGCAGGCUACUUUAAAAAAGAAAUAGUCCCCAUAACAGUGUCUAACAAAAAAGGGUCAAUUAUUGUAGACAAAGAUGAGUUUCCUAAGUUUGGGACAACCAUUGAAGAUCUUCAAAAAUUAAAACCAGUUUUCCUGAAAGAUGAUGGUACUAUUACUGCUGGUAACUCUGCUGGUAUAAAUGAUGGGGCAGCUGCAGUAGUUCUUAUGUCUGCAGAAACUGCAGCCCAAAAAGGACUUUCUCCAUUAGCUAAAAUUGUUGCCAUAGCCCAAGCUGGAGUAGAACCGAAAGUAAUGGGUAUAGGUCCUAUUCCAGCAGUUGAGCUAGUACUGCAAAAAGCAAAGUGGACUAAAGAUGAAGUAGAUUUAUAUGAACUGAAUGAAGCUUUUGCAGCACAGGCAAUAGCUUGUGUCCAAACUCUUGGUUUAGAUCCUAAUAAAGUUAACAUAGAUGGAGGAGCUAUUGCAUUGGGUCAUCCUAUUGGUGCAUCUGGUGCUAGAGUAUUAGUAACGUUAUUACAUUCCUUGGAACGAACCGGGGGAAAUAAAGGUGUCGCAUCCUUGUGCAUUGGAGGUGGAAUGGGAAUAGCAAUUGCUGUUCAAAGGCAAUAAACACUUAGUUGGACUAGUCUGCGAAUUUUAUAAAUAUAAAAUUUUGUUGACAUAUGUAAAUUAUUUUAGAAUACAAAGUAUGUGAGUGUAUCACAUACUGCUUCUAUUAUGUUUUAAUUAUAACGGAAAACAAUGUUUUCAUUAAAUGUUAGUUGAAGUAUUAAACAUUUUUACAUUAAUGUACAGUAUUUUGAGCAAUGCUUGUUUAUUGCAAUUAGUUGUACAUAUGGAGGAUCAAAUAAAUAUACUGUAAAAAUA
Osmia bicornis bicornis is the source of this 1602-nucleotide messenger RNA. RefSeq names its product acetyl-CoA acetyltransferase, cytosolic (gene Acat2). The transcript has 8 exons. Gene Ontology annotation, molecular function: acetyl-CoA C-acetyltransferase activity. Gene Ontology annotation, biological process: fatty acid beta-oxidation. NCBI's taxonomy places the organism in Eukaryota, Metazoa, Arthropoda, Insecta, Hymenoptera, Megachilidae. Bases 160 to 1344 code for a protein of 394 amino acids. The record is from RefSeq and is a predicted model, not a curated record.